ACCGGAAUUCAUGAAGGUGCAAGUCUACACGCCGACGGUGCCAGGGUCAAUUUACCAAGCGAGGAUGUGAAAAUUUUCACUCGACUAUAUAAGAGCACUCAGAGUCAGACCUAGGUUCCUUCCUUCCCCCCUAGUUUUGUUUCUGCUGGUCAGAACAACUUGUAAAUCACCCCUUCGAGUUUUCAUUUUGCUACAUGCUCCAAAUGCAUCUUGCUCUCCAAUUCGUUCUUCUUAUUGCACCUCUCUGGUUCAAAACUGUGACACAGGCAGUGCCGCCGCCUCUUUCACCCGAACAGUUUAGAAGAAACCUGCUGAAGGAUCGCGAUCGUCCUUGGAUUGAAGACUUCUAUGGAAGCGACAAAUAUCUGAGUGAUGAAGACAAAAAUGCUUUCAAACAGCAUCUGGUCGGCGUCAAACUUGGACAGAAGUUGUCAUCACCCGGGGCAGUCACAGGGAGUUUCAAUGAGGGAAUGUACAUGCUGGGGGCUGAUUACAAUGCCAAGGACAAGAAAUACGAGGCCUCGGAAGUUGUAGUGAAAAUUCUAUAUGGACCUGUUGACGGAAAGAUUUUGGGUGAGGUCAAGGCGCUCAAAGACGUUGGGUACUUCAUCUCCUCUGGAUUACUCCCACCAUACGGGAAACCUGCUAUCCUUAUGAAGAAGAUCGAUGGGGCACAGAUCAAGAGUACCGGGGUGUGGAAAAAAGCCAAUCAGUCCAGACGGGAAGAAUUGUUGAACCAAAUGAAGCUCUUGGUCAAAAAUGAGAUUGUCACCUGGGCCGACGAAAAAAGGUUGCUUCAUGUGGACUUCACUUCCUACAAUAUACAUGUCACCUUCGACAAAGACGACUCCGUCAAGACAUGUAGGGUUCUUGAUUUUGGUUUUCCUGGAAUCUUCAGAGUGGGAACAUCUGCAACCAAGUCAGAUAUUGAGGAAUGGUUCGAACUGCAGUGGAGUAAUCGCAAACAGUGGUAGUUUUUUUAAAUUCGCGCCCUCCAUUAUGAUAUGUU
This is a messenger RNA of Lentinula edodes (shiitake mushroom), 1009 nucleotides long. RefSeq lists its product as uncharacterized. Bases 195 to 974 code for a protein of 259 amino acids. The record is from RefSeq and is a predicted model, not a curated record. Lineage: Eukaryota; Fungi; Basidiomycota; Agaricomycetes; Agaricales; Omphalotaceae. The transcript is spliced from 5 exons.